AUGUCAGCCUCAAGGUUCCUCCUCAGCAAGCCAUCCCAGGCUCUGCUCAAUCAGGCCUCCCGUCGGAUCCCCGUACCCUCCACCUCUGUCCGAUCCCUGGCUACGAUUGCACCCUCUUCAACUUUCCCUCAAACUCGCAUCUCGACUCUACCCAACGGCUUGACCGUAGCCACCGAGCCUCACCCUCACUCUCAAACAGCUACCGUUGGUAUUUGGAUCGACAGCGGAAGUCGAGCCGAUAAGCACGGCGGGACCGCCCACUUUCUGGAACAUCUCGCUUUCAAAGGUACUCAAAAACGAACCCAGCAUUCCUUAGAGCUAGAAAUCGAGAACUUGGGAGCGCAUCUGAACGCAUACACAUCCCGAGAACAAACAUGCUACUUUGCCCGUAGUUUCAGUCAUGAUGUACCCAAAGUAGUCGAGAUCAUUUCGGACAUCUUGCAAAACUCAAAACUGGAGGAAGGGGCGAUCGAAAGAGAGAGGAGUGUGAUCUUACGUGAACAAGAAGAAGUCGAUAAAGCACACGAGGAGGUCGUCUUCGAUCACUUGCAUGCCGUUGCCUUCCAAGGAGAAGAUCUCGGCAAGACCAUCCUCGGUCCAAAGCAAGCCAUCUUAUCCAUCAAACGCCCCGAUCUAGUCGAAUACAUCAAGUCCAACUAUACCGCCGACCGAAUGGUCCUCGUCGGUGCCGGUGGAUUAGAACACGAGGCACUGGUCGAACUGGCCAGUAAGAACUUGGGUAAUCUGCCUACCUCUUCCUCACCGAUCCCACUCGGCGGGCGAGGCCAAAUUAAGCCUACAGGCUUCACCGGUUCCGAAGUCCGCAUCCGAGACGACACGAUGGACACGAUCAACUUGGCGAUCGCCGUCGAAGGCGUCGGCUGGAACUCGCCCGACCUCUUCCCUAUGUUGGUGAUGCAGUCGAUCUUCGGAAACUGGGAUCGAUCGCUGGGCUCGAGCCCAUUGAUGAGCUCCCGAUUGAGUCAUGCGCUGUCGAGCAACAACCUCGUGAACAGCUUCCUCUCCUUCUCGACCUCCUACUCCGACACCGGCCUCUGGGGGAUCUACAUGGUUUCCGAAAACUUGACCAACAUCGACGACCUCGUCUACAUCACCCUGCGAGAAUGGCAGCGCAUGUCCACCGCACCGACCGAGAUCGAGGUUGCCAGGGCAAAGUCCCAGUUGAAGGCCAGUAUGCUCUUUAGCUUGGACUCCUCUAAUAACAUCGCCGACGACAUCGGCAGACAGUUGGUCACCUCCGGUAAACGAAUGACCCCUCAGGAGAUCCAGAUUGCCGUCGAGGCUGUCACGCCCGAAACGAUCCGUCGUGUGGCUCAAAAGUACCUCUGGGAUAAGGACAUUGCUGUGGCCGCCCUGGGUCGGGUCGAAGGUCUUUUGGAGUACAACCGUAUCCGAGCCAACAUGUCAUCUCUCACUUGGUAG
This is a messenger RNA of Puccinia graminis f. sp. tritici CRL 75-36-700-3, 1443 nucleotides long. Its product is annotated as mitochondrial-processing peptidase subunit beta. NCBI's taxonomy places the organism in Eukaryota, Fungi, Basidiomycota, Pucciniomycetes, Pucciniales, Pucciniaceae. Gene Ontology annotation, molecular function: metalloendopeptidase activity; metal ion binding. The transcript has 6 exons. The record is from RefSeq and is a predicted model, not a curated record. Gene Ontology annotation, cellular component: mitochondrion. Bases 1 to 1443 code for a protein of 480 amino acids.